AUGACAGGCGUGCUCUGUGCCGCGUCGCCCACGGCUCUCCACCCACCGCUUGGCAGCCCCCGGGAAGGCGGUUGCUUAACUCCUUCGCCUUCGUCCUGUCCUCUUAUCCUUCACAACCACAGCGCAUUCGCCGACGACGUCGACAAGGAUAAGAUAGCACGGGGUACAGCUGAACAAGCGAAUGUUGGCACACCGUUGCCCUCCCCUUUGUCCUUGUCGUCGCCCGUUCGUGCAGGCCUACCGAGGGACACUAUAAAACCUCACUCUCGGUCGCCUUCUGCCUCCGCUGUAGGAGACUGUGGACCCUCAAGUGCUGCAUUGUCAUCUCCCCAAAAAGACACGGCUCUGUCAAACACAGCUUCACCAUUCUCUCCUCCUUCAACUCUACCUCCUUCUUCCCUUGCCUCAUUUUCAUCCUACGCCUCACUCCAGCCCCAGGCUCAUCGGGCCAAUCCUGCCCCGAAGGUCAUGGCCUCUUCGGUUUCCCGACAACAUAAACCCGACGCUCUCUCGCUCGCGCUACCGGCUUCGCUCAACAACAUGCUUUCAGCCAGCGAGAAAAAAGCAUCUCAAUCGCAAUCUUCGUCGACCUCGUGUGCUACCUCGACCCUGUCCAGCGCACCAAAAGCUGCAAUGAAUGCCUCAAAUGGCGCCGCAUCCUCGCAGAGCCUGACUGAUGCGCUCAACGACCUUGCAAAAUCCCGUUCAACCCCCACGACCCUUCCUACGCCCACCACUGCUCGGACUUACACUUCCACCACCAGCGCCGAUACCACUUCCUCCGAUGUAGCCGCGACAAUCCUGGCCUCGACGCUGCAAUCGCCAUGCUUUUAUCAUCAGCGAUUCGCAGAUGCCGUCGAUAUCGGCAAGGUUCUGGAGGAGAUUAAGAACGAUGUCUCCAUGUCACAUUCCCGUCUCGUCGCUACUGCGACUGGCGUUCGAGAAGUCUCGAAGCAACUUCAGCGCCGUCCUAUCAAGCGUGCCGUCCGCAACAUCAUGAUUGUCACCAAGGCGCGCGACAAUCAGCUCGUCUAUCUCACUCGCGAGCUCGCCGCCUGGCUCCUGCGAACCCCACGCUACGGCUCCGACCUCGGCGUCAACGUCUAUGUCGACGCAAAGCUUCGUGGUUCCCGACGCUUCGAUGCUUCUGGACUGCUCGCCGAGAAUCCGCGGUUCCAGCAUAUGCUCAAGUAUUGGACUCCUGAUUUGUGUUGGAGCCAGCCCGAAAAGUUCGAUCUCGUCCUGACUCUCGGCGGCGAUGGCACCGUUCUUUUCACCUCUUGGCUUUUCCAGCGAAUCGUGCCCCCGGUACUCUCAUUCAGUCUUGGCAGCCUCGGCUUCAUGACCACUUUUGAGUUUGAAAAGUACAAGGAGCACCUCAACAGAGUGAUGGGUGACGAUGGCAUGAAGAUCAACCUCCGCAUGCGCUUCACUUGCACUGUUCACCGUAGCAAUCGUGGGCCCGGUGCUCGCGGCGCUGCACAGCCCGAAGAAUCUGAGCAAUUUGAGGUGCUCAAUGAGCUCGUCAUCGAUCGAGGUCCUUCCCCUUAUGUCUCAAACCUCGAGCUGUACGGCGAUGACGAGCUUCUCACCGUUGUCCAGGCCGAUGGCUGCAUCUUCUCCACCCCUACAGGUUCCACUGCGUACUCUCUCUCCGCUGGUGGUGCUUUGGUGCAUCCAGAUAUUCCUGCCAUUCUUCUCACACCCAUCUGCCCCCAUACCCUUUCGUUCCGGCCCAUGGUUCUCUCUGAUACCAUGGCCCUCCGCGUCUCUGUUCCGCGCAACUCUCGAGCAACCGCUUAUUGCGCUUUUGACGGCAAGGGUCGUCUUGAGCUCCGCCAGGGCGACCACGUCACCAUCACGGCUUCUCAGUACCCGUUCCCCACGGUCACACGUACCGACACAGAGUGGUUUGACAGUGUGAGCCGCACUCUCCGCUGGAACGUGCGUGCUGCUGCACAGAAGCCUUUCGAUGCCGACACGGCAGAGAACGACAAUGAGGACGACCUUGGUUGGGAUAUCGAUACCGACAGUGCCUGCUAUGCGAGCGAAGAGGGCAGCGUCAGCGCAAGUCCCAUCCGUCGUCAGAUGAGCCUCCUUGGACUCUGA
Messenger RNA from Fusarium keratoplasticum, 2109 nucleotides. RefSeq lists its product as uncharacterized. Lineage: Eukaryota; Fungi; Ascomycota; Sordariomycetes; Hypocreales; Nectriaceae. Gene Ontology annotation, biological process: NADP+ biosynthetic process; NAD+ metabolic process. The record is from RefSeq and is a predicted model, not a curated record. Gene Ontology annotation, molecular function: NAD+ kinase activity. The transcript has a single exon. The coding region runs from base 1 to 2109 and encodes 702 amino acids.